Messenger RNA from Histoplasma capsulatum G186AR, 1341 nucleotides. RefSeq names its product ornithine decarboxylase. The record is from RefSeq and is a predicted model, not a curated record. The transcript is spliced from 2 exons. Gene Ontology annotation, cellular component: cytoplasm. Gene Ontology annotation, molecular function: ornithine decarboxylase activity. NCBI's taxonomy places the organism in Eukaryota, Fungi, Ascomycota, Eurotiomycetes, Onygenales, Ajellomycetaceae. The coding region runs from base 1 to 1341 and encodes 446 amino acids.
AUGGCCCCUUUUGCCUUCGUACCCCAUGAUAUAUAUGUGAGCCGAAAUUACCCUGACGAUAGUAAUAAUUACAAGACUUCCAGCAAUCAUGGCGGGUUCGAUUUGUUUCAAGCCCGAGAAGCAUCCAAGGAUCUGAUCUUCGAGAUCCUGAAGGAGAAAGUCGCAAAGAUUGAUAUUCACAAUUGCCACCCUGGCGAGGAGGACCCUUUUUAUAUUGCGGAUUUGGGUCAGGUUUACCGCCAGCAUGUCCGUUGGAAGAAGAAUUUAGGACGCGUGAAGCCUUUUUAUGCUGUCAAAUGCAACCCUGACCCUCAAGUCUUGCGUCUCAUGGCGAACCUGGGCAAUGGUUUCGAUUGUGCGUCGAAAGCAGAGAUCGAUUGUGCUCUUGGUGCUGGUGUCGACCCGAGCCGCAUCAUUUAUGCGCAGCCGUGCAAAACAAAGUCCUAUCUCCGCUACGCUUCCCAGGUGGGUGUCAAGCAGAUGACAUUUGACAAUUCUGAUGAAUUGUACAAGAUCAAGGAAAUGUGCCCCGAAGCAGAACUGUAUCUCCGCAUUUUGACGGAUGACUCCGCCAGUCUGUGCCGCUUGAGCAUGAAAUUCGGAGCUUCCCUUUCCAUUACGCGCUCUUUGCUUGAGCUAGCCAAGGAACUCAAGCUCAAUGUCAUUGGUGUCAGCUUCCACGUCGGGUCAGGAGCCGAGGACCCUAGGUCAUUUGUCAAGGCUGUGGAGGAUUCCCGCUACGUAUUUGACCAGGCUGCUGAAGUUGGAUUCGAUCUCAAAGUCCUGGAUGUCGGUGGGGGAUUUUCUGAAGAUACCUUUGAGCGCUUUGCAGCUACCCUCGGUGACGCUCUUGAUGAGCAUUUCCCUCCCCAUAUCCGCGUGAUCGCUGAGCCUGGACGCUACUAUGUUGCUUCAGCGUUCACACUGGCUGCCAACGUGAUUGCACGCCGCGACGUCAGUCUGGAAAUGUCUGACUCCGAAUCCACGAGCAGCGCCACCGAGGCCUACAUGAUCUACCUGAACGAUGGUGUCUACGGCAACUUCUCUAACAUCAUUUUUGAUCACCAGCAUCCAGUGCCGCAGAUCCUGACAAUGGAAAGCCCAGUCUGCACACCCAUCGAGUAUUCAAUCUGGGGUCCGACUUGUGAUGGUAUUGAUCUAAUCACAGAACGCAUCACCCUCCCGGGAGCCCUGGACGUCGGCAACUGGCUCUAUUUCGAAAACAUGGGCGCGUACACUAAAUGCAGCGCAACGUGCUUCAAUGGGUUCACCGACAAACACGAAGUCAUUUACAUCUCUACUGAACCGAGUGCUACUGCUUUACUGGGGUACUCAGACUGA